CCCGGGAUAAGUAGCUUUAGCGAGCAGGGGGACAGCCGGGCGCUGCAAGAAUGAAAAAUUCAAAUCAACAUUGAUUUUCACUGUUCUUCCUUGGAAUUUAAUUCAGUAUACAUCUAUUGAGCGCUGGUGGGAUCAUAAUUGAGGUUUUACGAUCAAGGAAAUUGAAGAGAAUCCUGAUGACUAGCGUGUUGGGAGAGGACUGAAGGAAGCCAGACCAGUCCCUGAACUCUCAGAUCUUCUUGGGUGCCCUCUGGCUCCCAGGUGACCUGCAGCAGGACCUCUGGUGGGAUCACUGAGGCUCAGUAACAGAAUUGAAGACGGAAUCCACUCAUCUGAUUCUCAGUUGAGGGCUUUUCCUAAACUGAGCCUCAUUGGAGAGAAGAGAUUUCUUCCUCAAUUGACUAGUGUUGAAGUUUGCUGAAGCUUGUGUCCACUGACCAUCCUACGAGCUAUUAUCUGAGAUUCCAACAAUGUCUCACCCAUCUUGGCUGCCACCCAAAAGUACUGGUGAGCCCCUAGGCCAUGUGCCUGCACGGAUGGAGACCACGCCUUCCUUUGGGACCCCCAGCAUUUCAGUGUCUACACAACAGCCACCCAAAAAGUUUGCACCAGUAGUUGCUCCAAAGCCCAAGUACAACCCAUACAAGCAACCUGGAGGUGAAGGUGAUUUUCUUCCACCCCCACCCCCACCUCUAGAUGAUCCUGGUACUCUUCCAUCUGGCUCUGGAAACUUCCCUCCUCCACCACCGCUAGAUGAAGGUUCUUUCAGGGCACAGGGAAAUCCUGGAGGCAAGACCAUUGAGGAGAGACGUUCCAGCCUGGAUGCUGAGAUCGACUCAUUGACUAGCAUCUUGGCUGACCUUGAGUGCAGCUCCCCCUACAAACCUCGGCCCCCACAGGGCUCUGCCAGUACAACAGCCUCUCCUCCAGUCUCCACCCCUGUCACGGGACACAAGAGAAUGGUCAUACCAAACCAACCCCCUCUAACAGCAACCAAAAAGUCUACAUUGAAACCGCAGCCUGCACCUCAAGCUGGGCCCAUCCCUGUGGCUCCAAUAGGGACACUAAAACCCCAGCCACAGCCAGUCCCAGCCUCCUACACUACAGCAUCCACCCCUUCAAGGCCUACCUUCAACGUGCAGGUGAAGUCAGCCCAGCCCAGCUCACAUUACAUGGCUGCCCCUUCACCAGGACAAUUUUAUGGCCCAGGGUCAGGACACCAGGGCUAUAACCUUCAACCAGUUCCUGUUUCUGGUCAAGGUCCACCUCCUCCAACACGGGGAGGCAUGGAUUAUACAUAUAAUCCACCCCCAGGCCUUCAACCUGAGUCUGGGUAUGGAUAUGGCCCUAACCAAGGGCGCUAUUAUGAAGCCUAUAGCCCAGCAGGGCCUGUGUAUGGGGGCAAAAAUGACUCUGAUCCUGCCUAUGGUCAACAAGGUCACCCCAAUACCUGGAAACGGGAACAAGGAUACACUCCCUCUGGGACAGGAAACCAGCACCCUACUGGCAUGUAUCCAGUUGCUGGUCCCAAGAAGACCUAUAUCACAGAUCCUGUUCCAGCCCCCUGUGCACCACCACUGCAGCCAAAGAGUGGACAAACAGGAUCAAAGGGUCCUCAAGCUGGUCCACCCUCAUUCCGCCCUGAAGAUGAACUGGAGCACCUGACCAAGAAGAUGCUGUAUGACAUGGAAAAUCCACCUGCCGAUGAAUACUUCGGUCGCUGUGCUCGCUGUGGGGAAAAUGUCAUUGGGGAAGGGACAGGAUGCACUGCCAUGGACCAGGUCUUCCAUGUGGAUUGUUUCACGUGCAUCAUCUGCAACAGCAAGCUCCGGGGGCAGCCCUUCUACGCCAUGGAGAAGAAAGCCUACUGUGAGCCCUGCUACAUUAAUACCCUGGAGCAGUGCAGUGUAUGCUCCAAGCCCAUCAUGGAGCGGAUUCUCCGAGCCACCGGGAAGGCCUACCAUCCUCACUGCUUCACCUGUGUGAUGUGCCACCGUAGCCUGGAUGGGAUCCCAUUCACCGUGGAUGCUGGUGGCCUCAUCCACUGCAUUGAGGACUUCCACAAGAAAUUUGCCCCCCGAUGUUCUGUGUGCAAGGAGCCUAUCAUGCCAGCCCCCGGCCAGGAGGAGACUGUCCGAAUUGUGGCUCUGGAUCGUGAUUUCCAUGUUCACUGCUACCGGUGUGAGGAUUGUGGUGGCCUCCUGUCUGAAGGAGAUAACCAAGGCUGCUACCCUUUGGAUGGACACAUCCUCUGCAAGACCUGCAACUCUGCCCGCAUCAGAGUGUUGACCGCCAAGGCUAGCACCGACCUUUAAGUUCAGUGUCCUGUUCAGCUGGUUAGUUGGUGGUACUGAGAAGAAUGAAACACCAAAAAUAAAUAAAUAAAUAAUAAGAAGAAGAAUACUAAGAAAAGCAAUAGGAAAAUAGAAGAAAGGCAUUCAAGCUAUAGGAUGGUCUCUGUUCUUCAUGUAGUAGGAAACUUUCGUAGAAACACAUAGAUUAUAAGAUUUUUUUAAAACAUUCUUACCAACUACACAUUUCACAUUUAGUUAUGUAGGACCUUGAUGGGCCUUUGUUCCCAAGGACUUCCACAUUUUUGCACGGAUUAUGCUCCAUCCCAUUCACUUCCGCAUUCCUGUACGCUUUAAUCCCUGUUUGUCUCACUUUUCAUCUGGUUGAAUGGCUUUUUUUAGUGUGGUAUUUGCUGUCACACAGAUUUUCCUGGGUGAGUCUGCCCACUCACAGGUGCUUUUAGGCUUGAAGUCUCUCCAUCCUAUCAUGUUCACAUUUCCUCUGAUCAUAAAGGAUAGUUGUUCUCUUUGUGUAUCAAAAAGCAUAUCUUUCUGUUGCUCUAAACGGGUCAUGUCCCUUGGCGGGGGAGGGGAGGAAAUGCACAAUUUAUAUGUUAGACUAUAAAGAAUUUAAGUUGUAAAUUAGAUAGGUUAAAACAAGCCCAAAUUUGUAACCAUCCAAAUCAAAACCUAUAGUGACCAGUUGUCAGGGCUCAUUUGAAAACAGGUAUUAGUGAAAGAGGUCCAAACUUCAAUGUUUUUCUAAAGAAAUUACAGGUAGAAUAUGCUGGAAAAAACAUUUGGGGUUAAGUUUGAAAAGCCCAUUAUUAUCCCACAAUAUUAUCUGAAGAUUCCCCUUUUUCAUGCUGCUUAGACACAUUAUAGACAACCUUUUUUGUCUCUAGAAUAUAACAUUUUCUGUACUGUCCUACUUUUCAUAUCAGAAAUCUUGAUUUUUUUUUCUAAUAUUCAAACAUGACUACCAAAAUUGAUUUUUUCUUUAGUGAAAGAUAGCUUUAAAUAGCUGUGCAACCCCCCCACUCCCCAGACCCAGGUCCUUUUUGCCCGAUAAUUGUUAAUCAGGGCACACAAAAUAAAAUUGUGUAGUUUUGUCUAGUUUACUUUAAAAAGACAGGAAAACUUGAAGAGUGUGAAACCACAGUUUCAUUAUUCUCUUAAUCCUUCUGCAACUGAAAUUACAUAUCAUAGGAGACAUUUUCAUAUCAUUAUGUGACAUUUCACCACACUUUCAAAGACAAUCACUGAAAAACAUAGUUGCCUUUCUGAGCUAAAAAUAUGCAGAGUCUCUGCCUGGAAUCGUUAUUCAAACUCUGCCAGGCAGGGAAAUGCUUGCUUGUCGACUGUGGAACCAUACUUCAUUAGGUUCUAACUUGUUUCUUUUAUGGAGACACCGAUCUUAAUAACGGCAGGUUGCCGUCUUUUAAACUAAUUAAGUAUUUUGGAUUGAGAUUUCUUAAACCUUUCUUCAAAUCUUCCACAAGUAUAUACUUUUAAAUUAUGAAGUAUUUUAAAUAUACACAAAAGUAUAAAUAAUAAUAUAAUGAGUCUCUGUAUAUGUAACACCCAGUUUAAGAAAUCAAAUAUAACAAAUAUAGUUACAUUCCCGUGUACCCUUCCCUGAUUCCACAAAUAGAUUUUUCAUGAUUUUAAAGUGAUAGAGCCAGUUUUUUCAGUCUGAUUUUUUUUA
This is a messenger RNA of Eptesicus fuscus (big brown bat), 3999 nucleotides long. It is a transcript of the gene LPP, whose product is annotated as LIM domain containing preferred translocation partner in lipoma. Gene Ontology annotation, biological process: cell-cell adhesion. The record is from RefSeq and is a predicted model, not a curated record. Lineage: Eukaryota; Metazoa; Chordata; Mammalia; Chiroptera; Vespertilionidae. The transcript is spliced from 14 exons. Gene Ontology annotation, cellular component: stress fiber; focal adhesion. The coding region runs from base 471 to 2315 and encodes 614 amino acids.